This is a messenger RNA of Parascedosporium putredinis, 4326 nucleotides long. The record is from the annotation of a GenBank genome assembly. Lineage: Eukaryota; Fungi; Ascomycota; Sordariomycetes; Microascales; Microascaceae.
AUGAGGUUGAUAAACCUUAUUCCGGUGCUCAUCAUAGCACCGGGGAUCCUGGCCUGCGAUGAUGUCAACGACCCGGAGCAGAUUUGCGUCGCCUUCCAGUGCGAGACCCCAGAAUGCUCCGAUACCAUUCCUUGUGGUGGCGAGCAGGUCUGCGUUGCCAACGUCUGUGAGGAACCUGAAUGCUCCGAUACUAUUCCCUGCUCUGGCGAGCAGAUCUGCAUCGCCAAUGCCUGCGAGGACCCCGAAUGUUCCGAUACUAUUCCCUGCUCUGGCGAGCAGAUCUGCAUCGCCAAUGUCUGCGAGGACCCCGAAUGCUCCGAUACUAUUCCCUGCUCUGGCGAGCAGAUCUGCAUCGCCAAUGUGUGCGAGGACCCAGAAUGCUCCGAUACCAUUCCUUGCUCUGGGGAGCAGAUUUGCAUCGCCAAUGUGUGCGAGGACCCAGAAUGCUCCGAUACCAUUCCUUGCUCUGGGGAACAGAUUUGCGUAGCCAACGUUUGUACUGAGCCCGAAUGCUCCGAUACUAUCCCUUGCAGUGGCGAGCAAAUCUGCAUCGCCAAUGUCUGUGAGGACCCUGAAUGUUCCGAUACUAUCCCAUGCUCUGGGGAACAGAUUUGCGUGGCCAACGUUUGUACUGAGCCCGAAUGCUCCGAUACCAUUCCUUGCAGUGGCGAGCAGAUCUGUAUCGCCAAUAUUUGCGAGGACCCCGAAUGCUCCGAUACCAUUCCUUGCAGUGGCGAGCAAAUCUGCGUUGCCAAUGUCUGCGAGGACCCUGAAUGCUCCGAUACUAUUCCCUGCUCUGGGGAACAGAUUUGCGUGGCCAACGUUUGUACCGAGCCCGAAUGCUCCGACACAAUUCCUUGCAGUGGCGAGCAGAUCUGUGUCAACAACCAGUGCACGGAUCCUGAGCCUGAAUGCUCUGAUACCAUUCCCUGUACUGGCGAGCAGAUCUGCGUUGCCAACGUCUGCGAGGACCCUGAAUGCUCCGAUACUAUUCCCUGCUCCGGGGAACAGACCUGUGUUGAUGGCCAGUGCACCGAUCCUGAGCCUGAAUGCUCUGACACCAUUCCUUGUACUGGCGAGCAGAUCUGCGUUGCCAAUGUCUGCGAGGACCCUGAAUGCUCCGAUACUAUUCCCUGCUCUGGGGAACAGAUUUGCGUAGCCAACGUUUGUACCGAGCCCGAAUGCUCUGAUACCGUUCCUUGCACCGGAGAACAGACCUGUGUUGAUGGUCAGUGUACCGAUCCUGAGCCAGAAUGCUCCGACACCAUUCCUUGUACUGGCGAGCAGAUCUGCGUCGCCAAUGUGUGCGAGGACCCCGAAUGCUCUGAUACCAUUCCCUGCUCCGGGGAACAGAUCUGCGUAGCCAACGUUUGUACCGAGCCCGAAUGCUCCGACACUAUUCCCUGCUCUGGGGAACAGACCUGUGUUGAUGGCCAGUGUACCGAUCCUGAGCCGGAAUGCUCCGACACCAUUCCCUGCUCUGGCGAGCAGAUCUGUGUCGCCAAUGUCUGCGAGGACCCCGAAUGCUCUGAUACUAUUCCCUGCUCUGGGGAACAGAUCUGUGUUGAUGGCCAGUGCACCGAUCCUGAGCCUGAAUGCUCUGACACCAUUCCUUGCACCGGCGAGCAAAUAUGUAUCGCUAACGUCUGUACUGAUCCCGAGUGCUCUGAUACCAUUCCUUGUACCGGCGAGCAGGUCUGCGUUGAUGGACAGUGUACUGAUCCUGAGCCUGAAUGCUCCGACACCAUUCCUUGCACUGGCGAGCAGAUCUGCGUUGCCAACGUGUGUACCGAUCCUGAGUGCUCUGAUACUAUUCCUUGUACUGGGGAGCAGGUCUGCGUUGAUGGACAAUGCACUGAUCCCGAGCCAGAAUGCUCUGACACUAUUCCCUGCACCGGGGAACAGGUCUGCGUUGAUGGUCAGUGUACUGAUCCUGAACCUGAAUGCUCGGAUACUAUUCCGUGCGAUGGUGAGCAGGUCUGUGUCAAUGGCCAGUGUGCUACUGAAUGCUCUGAGAGCAAUCCAUGCACGGAUCCCGACUUCCCGGUUUGCGAUCUAGAGGAGAAUAUCUGCGUAGCGGAACCCGAGACCACUACGAGCCCUACCGAGAGCCCUACGGGGCCCACUGGUACUACCGAUCCUACCGAGAGCCCUACCGAGAGUCCUACGGAGCCUACCGGUACUACCGAUCCAACUGAGAGCCCUACCGAGAGCCCUACAGAGCCCACUGGUACUACCGAUCCGACCGAAAGCCCGACCGAGCCUACCGGUACUACCGACCCAACAGAGAGCCCAACUGAGAGCCCCACAGAGCCCACUGGUACUACCAAUCCGACCGAAAGCCCGACCGAGCCUAGCGGUACUACCAACCCCACUGAGAGCCCUACGGAGCCUACCGGUACUACCGACCCAACUGAGAGCCCUACGGAGCCCACUGGUACUACCAACCCAACUGAGAGUCCUACGGAGCCUACCGGUACUACCGAUCCAACUGAGAGCCCUACCGAGAGCCCUACAGAGCCCACUGGUACUACCAAUCCGACCGAAAGCCCGACCGAGCCUACCGGUACUACCGACCCAACCGAGAGCCCUACCGAGCCUACCGGUACUACCGAUCCUACCGAGAGCCCUACCGAGCCUACUGGCAGCUCCACAGAACCUACUGGCAGCCCUACCGACACAACCAAUAGCCCUACUGACAGUCCCACUAGUGGCUCUACCGGCAGCACUUCUGGUUCCACGGAUGAUCCCACUGACGCUACGACGACCCCUACAUCAGUGGCGACGGGUACUACCAGCUCCACUACCAGCAGUGGUAGCGCGUCGGUUACACCUGGCGUUCCCGAAAUCGUUGGCGAAUUCCUCGCGCUUGGCUGUUUUGGAUCAUCUGGAGGUUUCGACAGCUUCUCGCUGAGCCAAACCUCGUCGCAGAUGAGCCUGACCUUGUGUGCCGCCUCCUGCGUAGGCUCGCCAUACUUUGGUGUCACUGGACAAGACUGCUUCUGCGGCACAACUUUGGAAAGCGACGCUGAACUAAGCGAGGGUCUUUGUAACUUGCCGUGCCCUGGCGAUCCCUCGCAGUUUUGUGGUGGUUUUAGGGCCGCGGUUGCUCGUCGCCAAGUCCCGGCCAACUACUUGCUGAGCGUGUACGUUUCGCUCGUCAACCCGCCUGCAGGCGUGACCCACACCGUGACCCAGAACAUCACGUCGACUCUUACCAACGUGAUUACUCAAACCACAACCUUGUCUAAUGGCAUCAUUUCGACAACGGUGGCCACUAGCACAGUCACCACAACCAUAUGCCCGACAUGCCCACCUAGGCCUUGCCCCGGAGGAAAGUGCCCCGAUAAUGGUGGUGGCGGCAAUGGUGGCCAUGGCGGCAACGGCGGUCACGGCGGUCACGGCCCCGGCUCCGGCUCCGGCUCCGGUCCUGGAGGCAACGGUGGAAACGGAGGCCAUGGAGGCAACGGCGGCCAUGGUUCUGGUUCCGGAUCUGGUGGUAACGGAGGUAAUGGCGGCAACGGUGGAGAUGGCGGUCACGGCUCCGGCUCCGGUUCAGGAGGCAACGGUGGAAACGGAGGUAAUGGAGGCAACGGCGGCCAUGGCUCUGGUUCCGGAUCCGGUGGCAAUGGUGGCGAUGGCGGAAAUGGAGGAAACGGCGGUAACGGUUCCGGCUCCGGGUCUGGAGGCAAUGGUGGCAAUGGUGGCAACGGCGGCAACGGUGGUGAUGGCUCCGGAUCCGGCUCUGGUGGCAACGGGGGCAAUGGGGGCAACGGUGGAAAUGGCGGUGAUGGCUCCGGAUCUGGCUCCGGAGGCAAUGGAGGCAACGGAGGCAACGGAGGCAACGGCGGCAACGGCAGCGGCUCCGGAUCUGGUGGAGAUGGCGGUGAUGGAGGAAACGGUGGCAAUGGCGGCGAUAGCACUGGAUCCGGCUCCGGCGGCAGCGGCGGCAAUGGCGGCAAUGGAGGCAAUGGCGGAAAUGGUGGGUCCGAUUCCGAUUCUGGCUCGGGCUCUGGUUCCGGAUCUGGCUCCGAUGGGAGCUCGGGCAACUUGAGCAGCUCGGGAAGCAGCGGCGGCUCGGGCUCUGGUUCCGAAUCUGGGUCCAAUGGGAGCUCGGGCAGCUUGGGCAGCCCGGGAAGCUCGGGAAGCAGCGGCGGCUCAGGCAGCGACUCUGGCCUGGGCGGAGCUGGUGGCAGUGGUGGCAGUGGUGGCAGCGGUGGCACUGGGGGAUCCGAUGCGACCGACGAUGACUACGAGACUGCCGGCUCUGCCAAGUCAAGCAUUGGCGGAGGUAUCAUUGCGCUCGCGAUUGCGCUCCUGGUCUAA